AUGACCGCGGAAAAGAUUACCUGCUAUUAUACCCAGGAUUUGAUAAAUAUUUCGGGGCUCAGCGAGUCAAGCCUACGGCCUCUGGCAAUCUUGGACCUGGCCUGUGGAACGGGUGUUUUAGAACAGAGCUGGGAACUGACAUGUGGUGACAUCUCACCUGAGCUCACUGGUCAUGUGAAGCAGAAGAUCUCAGAGAGAGGAUGGAGCAAUUCAACUGCUAAGGUGGUGGAUGCGCAAAAUACCGAGCUUCCUACCGGACAUUAUACCCACGUGUUUGCCGCUCUUGCUUUCACUUCCUUUCCCGACACCUAUGCUGCCAUGAAAGAGGUCAUGCGGAUUCUUCAACAGGGAGGAACACUUACGGUUUCAACUUGGCAGCGAACCGAAUGGCUUGCCGUUCUUGAGGCUGCUGUUGCCACAAUCCCGGCGGAUCUUCCAUUCCCAACUAGCAAGGAAUUCAUGUCCUGCAUGAACCCAGGAUGGGACUCGGAGGAUUGUGUCCACUCCAGGUUUGAGGAGGCAGGAUUCCAGAAAGUCCAAGUCACGACAAUCACGAAGCAAUUCGAGACAAGCAUCGAGGACUUGUACAAGAUUGCACAGCCGAUGAUUCCUAUUAUUGUCAGUAAAUGGUGGAGUCAGGAGCAAAGGGAUAAGCACGAAGAGGACAUUUUGCCGGCUCUUCACCGGUAUCUGAAUGAAACUUAUGGAGCGAAUGGCCUGGUGCCGCAGAAGUGGACUGCUGUUUUUGCAACUGGCCAGAAAACAACUUAG
Messenger RNA from Penicillium hordei, 771 nucleotides. RefSeq names its product class I SAM-dependent methyltransferase. The record is from RefSeq and is a predicted model, not a curated record. Lineage: Eukaryota; Fungi; Ascomycota; Eurotiomycetes; Eurotiales; Aspergillaceae. The transcript has 5 exons. The coding region runs from base 1 to 771 and encodes 256 amino acids.